AUGCCGCUCAGGCUCGGAAUUUUCGGGAGCACUGUCAUAAAACGGCGUCCGAGUUUACGCUCCACCAAACGAUCGCGUCGCCGCCCCGCCCCGCCACCGUCCGGCAAAACUUGGAUACACGACAACGACGCCGCGUAACGCGCAGGCGGACAAAUUUAUGGCCCUCGCGAAGGAGUCCGAGUCCUUCGACGAAUAUAGCAUCGAGAAGCGCGGCAGCAGCGUCCGCCUCGAAAAGCAAAUUGGCCAGUUCCAGUGCUCCUUCUGCUCGGAAGAGACGGACUUCUACGACAUACAAUUCGAGGACACGCACUGGUCCGUGGUCCCGCGACAAAACAUGAGCCCCUCCGGAAGACGCAUGACGGCCGAGGAAGUCGAGGAACUGGAGCGGCUCCAGGCCGCGGUCACUCAUCUCAAGGUGAAAUUCUGUGCGGAAAUUUAUGGCGCGCUCACCCCCACGCCAUCGACGCGACACAGGUCAAGUUCGACCUCAUCAACAAGGGCCAGGUCUCCAAGUCGAAGAGCACGCGCAACGCGAGCCUAUAG
Messenger RNA from Pelagomonas calceolata, 543 nucleotides. The record is from the annotation of a GenBank genome assembly. Lineage: Eukaryota; Pelagophyceae; Pelagomonadales; Pelagomonadaceae.